Messenger RNA from Botrytis deweyae, 1996 nucleotides. RefSeq lists its product as uncharacterized. Gene Ontology annotation, biological process: amino acid transmembrane transport. NCBI's taxonomy places the organism in Eukaryota, Fungi, Ascomycota, Leotiomycetes, Helotiales, Sclerotiniaceae. The transcript has 8 exons. Gene Ontology annotation, cellular component: membrane. The record is from RefSeq and is a predicted model, not a curated record. Gene Ontology annotation, molecular function: amino acid transmembrane transporter activity. The coding region runs from base 121 to 1827 and encodes 568 amino acids.
GGUUUCCCGUAGAAUGAAUAUAAUAUCUACUUGUUUCUCUCUCGCUUUCUCUGUCUCCUGACCUUACAUCUACUAGUUCUGUUCUUUAUUGAAGUAAAUUUUGGAGGACUACUAUUCAUCAUGGAAGAGAAGUCUAGUCACAGUCCUGUGACAAGCUAUCCUGAAGAGUCCACGGGUUAUGGCGAAAAAGCUCCUCCAAAUUACAAUGGCAAUGAUAUCCAAACAGAAGGGCUAAUAUCCGAAAAUGUCGAUGGUCUCAAACGACAGCUUUCUGGAAGACAAAUUCAAAUGGUAACCAUUGGUGGUUCAAUUGGUACAGCUUUGUUCGUAUCCAUUGGAUCGGGACUUACACAAGGUGGACCGGGAUCUCUACUCAUUGCCUUCAUCUUAUACAGUUGUUUCCUUGGGUUAGUUAAUAAUUGUAUGGCUGAGAUGUCAAUCUUCAUGCCGGUUAGUGGAAGUUUUGUGAGGAUGGGGAGUAAAUGGGUUGACGAAGCCUUCGGAUUUAUGCUGGGGUGGAAUUUCUUCCUUUAUGAGGCUGUAUUGAUUCCAUGGGAGAUUAGUGCGUUAAAUUUGGUGUUGACUUUUUGGAGUGAUAAUAUACCCUUAGCAGCUGUCUGCGCUGGAUGUAUCUUUCUCUAUGGUGUUAUUAAUCUUUUUGCUGUUAAAUGGUAUGGAGAAAGUGAGUUUUGGCUGUCUGGUGGUAAGGUAGUGUUGAUCGCUAUGAUAUUUUCCUUCACAUUUAUCACAAUGGUCGGAGGAAAUCCAAAACAUGAUGCAUAUGGGUUCCGUUAUUGGAAAGAACCUGGUGCAUUUGCCGAAUACGUCACUACGGGAUCUUUGGGUAGAUUUGAAGGAUUUCUUGCCGCAUUAUGGAAAGCCGCAUUUACUAUUGUUGGGCCUGAAUACAUUGCUAUGAUGUCGGGUGAAGCCUCGCAUCCCCGCAAAAACCUCAAGCGAGCUUUCAAGACAAUCUACUGGAGAUUUGGAGUCUUCUUUAUCGGAGGAGCUCUAGCAUGCGGAAUAGUCAUUCCAUACAACGAUAAGAAACUAAUUGCUAUCCUCUCGAGUGGUGGCUCGGAGACUGGAACUGCAGCUUCCAGUCCCUAUGUUCUUGCUAUGCAAAAUUUGGGAAUUGGCGUACUUCCGCAUAUUACAAAUGCCUUACUCGUGACGAGUAUCUUUUCCGCUGGUAAUUCCUAUGUUUACUGCGCAUGUCGUACAUUGUACAGUCUCUCGCUCGAUGGACAUGCCCCACGUUUCCUCCGCAAAUGCACCAAGUCUGGUGUACCAAUCUACUGCUUUUGCGUCACCAUGAUCUUUCCCUUUUUAAGUUUCCUUGCAGUGGGCAACAGUUCGGCUCAAGUCAUCACAUGGCUCGCAAAUCUUACCGAAGCCUCACAAAUCAUAGAUUACAUUUGCAUGUGUACUAUUUAUAUAUUCUUUUAUAGAGCAUUAAAGGCACAGGGUAUUGAUAGAAGCACACUGCCUUAUGUAGGUUGGUAUCAACCUUAUUGUGCCUGGGCGGGACUUGCGGCAAUGAUUUUCACGGUGGCGUGUUAUGGAUACACCACGUUUUUGCCAGGAUGGUGGGAUACCGGAACAUUCUUCUCUUAUUAUACUAUGGUAUUCGUCUGUCCAAUACUUUAUGGGGGAUGGAAAAUUGUCAAGAAGACCAAAGUUGUAAAACCAGAAGAGGCGGAUCUUGUAUGGGAAAGACCAAUUAUCGAUGCGUACGAAGCGACUAUGGCUGAAAAACACAUAUCGUUCUGGGAGGAAGUAAAAAUUAUGAUGGGGUUCGGAAAAAAGGAAGUGCAUGUGGAAUAAUGAUUGAAUGAUAGUGAGGAUGGACGGUCCGGGAUCAUCACCUUAGAGAAAAAGUACUACCAGUGGAAUCUUAUUCCCUUUCACGAUAUUCCUAGGAACCUACUAUUUCGCGAAUACUCUUGAUGAAUAAUAAAUGCUCGAGAAUACCCUGGUCAAAUCAGGGCGAUUA